UAAAUGUCAUUCUUGAAGAAACUGAUCCAAAAAAGCCAAACCAAAGAUAACAACCUAACCAUUGAUGUCGACGACAACAAUAGCAAUGAUUAUAUUAGACGUAAAGUCGAUAAACGGCUAGUUUUGAGCCAGUCAGACCCGGAGCCCAUACUCGACCUAAACGGUUGCCAAUUGGCUUGUAUUACACCGACAAUAAUAACGACAAUCAAAAUCUAUGGUAAAACUGAUUGCCGUUUCGAUGAUAACCUAUUGACCGAGUUUGGCGGCACCGGUAGCUUACAGUACAUGUCCGCUGUCCGAUCGUUACACUUGUCCAACAAUCGUCUGGCCAGUAUCGGCAAAAAUAUUGCUCAACUCAAACAGUUAAAAGAACUAUAUCUAAGUCAUAACCAGUUAAGCCAAUUGCCCGAUACAUUGGCCGAACUAACGGCACUGAAAAUACUGUCCAUACGCGACAACCGUUUCGCUGAACUACCCGAUUGUAUUACCCGAUUAGCGGGUCUGACUUGUCUGGACAUUGGCGACAAUCACCUACGGGAACUACCCGGGUCAUUGUUACGGCUGAGGCAAUUGAAAUCGUUGCAAUUGGACGGCUGUCCCAUGGAAUCGCCCGAUCCCGGUGUCUGUCAUCGGGGAUUGCAGGCCAUCCGUGCAUAUCUGGCCAACAACAACAAAAUGCAUAGUAAUAGCAAUGAACAUAUCGAUUAUUAUGGUAACGGUAGUACCGGUGCUGAUGAUGAUGACAAUGAUGACAACCUAUUACUGCCAUCACCUGAUGAUACCAAUGGUAGUGAUACUACAGAUAUAGUCGAUUCAAUAGACGCUCAAUCACCAAUCGAUUACAAAAAUUAUCACAUUUUAAAGGACCAAAAGAAAAAAGCAUUACUCGAUUGGGAAAAACAAUUUCAUACCAAUAUUGAGACUAACGGUGCUCUGGGAGGCGGUAGUGGUGUCAGUGCCGGUGUCGGUGGUACUACCGAUCAGUACAUUACCGACAAAAAGCGUGGACUGUUAUCCCAGUUAUGGUUAGACGAUAGGCAACGAUCGGCUGAUAUUCAUAGCCGCCAGCGCCAGAAGGACAGGGAUCGCCAGUCGCUAUUGAAUAGUAUAUGUGAGCUUGACAGACAUUCCAAACAAUUGUUGGACAGUUUGAACAAUUGGGAGGACAGACACCGCAAUCAAUUGGAUGCCAUGGAAAGGGAUGAACGACAACUAAUGGAUCAUAUGUUGAGAUACGAUAGCGAAAUAGUGGUCAAAAAGGGUACAAUAUUGUUGGCAAUGGAGGAAAUGUUGCUCAGAGAGUCCAAGGCAUUGGCACUGACCGAUGAACUUCGGGAAUAUAAUCAAACGGAACGACGCAAACAUAUCGGUGAACAGGAACAUUUACAACGCCAGGCAUUUGAAGCCCUCCAACACUCCCGGGACUACCGUAGCCGACAGUUGACCGCACAGAUAGCCGUAGUCGAACAGGAAUUGCUACAGUUGACCACUGCCGAGAUGGCCAAAAAAGAUGACCGAUUGGACACGAUAUUGACGGAUAUUGGCCAACAAAGGCGCCAAUUGGCCGCAGUUUUAGCUAAAUUGUUGGCACAGAAGCGGGCGAGAGAUCAACAGUUAAGGGAUCGGGUGUUGGAAAUCGAGAGAAGACGGUUCGAGUCGACAACGACGGGUGUAUCGGAGGCCACGGCGUCGGCGGCGGCCAAUGACCAGGAGUUUUGGUUACGACAAUACCAGUGCCUAAUGGAAAGACAGCCGUUUAGCGUACAGAUGAAACAGUUGAACAUCGGUGGCUGCGACGAUAGGUUAGUCCAAUUGUUGACGACUGUCCACUCGGAUUGCGAUCGUAUCGGCGAUUUUGUUACACUAUUCGCGGAUAUAACGUACGACCGAUUGUACGGCAUGUCGGCCGAAGAUAUACUCGCGCUGGGCGUCAAUGACUACGAUUUGUGUCAAUUGAUUCGGGAUAAGUUAGACGAGUUAGGAAUAUCAUGUACUACCGGUGCCGCUGAUAUGGCUACCGGUCAGCCAUCGGCACCAGUAGUUGACGAUUUGUUGUCGGCCAGCGAACUAUUGAUAGAACCGACAGCACCGACUGAAUCCGACUUAACUGUCGGUACUGUCGGCGCCGAUAAGACCCUGUCAUCGAUAGGACAGUUGGCUAAUGUCAAGAUCUGGCGCCAGACUGAAUGUGUUAUAUGUUUUGAACUAAUGUGCAAUGUGGUAUUCCUGCCCUGUGGUCAUGUAUGUUCAUGUAAUACCUGUGCUCUAUUGGUGUCUACCUGUCCAUUGUGUCGGGUGUUUAUCGAUGACAAAUUGAAUGUCAAUUUCUAA
This is a messenger RNA of Oppia nitens, 2331 nucleotides long. Its product is annotated as E3 ubiquitin-protein ligase LRSAM1-like. Lineage: Eukaryota; Metazoa; Arthropoda; Arachnida; Sarcoptiformes; Oppiidae. Bases 4 to 2331 code for a protein of 775 amino acids. Gene Ontology annotation, molecular function: protein binding. The transcript is spliced from 8 exons. The record is from RefSeq and is a predicted model, not a curated record.